CACGUGCGGCAGGGCCUGGACUGGAGACUGCCGUCAGGGCGCACGCAGCUGUCAGCAGUGGAUGAGGAGACCAGGAGUAACACCUCCAGUCUGAGCGGGGGCAGGCUCAGUGGGGGGUCCCUGUCGGAGGGAACGCUCACAGACUCCACCUUGGACAGCCCAAGACAAGAGCCACCUCCUGGAAGGAAGAUUGCAGACACGUUAACCAAGCCUGAGUUCUGUGCUGCCACCAAGAAAGACGACCACCACUACAAACCGCUGGAUCCGUGGAGGCCACAUGAGGACACGGUCAGGAGGAAGUACCCAUGGGAGGAGCCGAGGGGAGACAGCUUCAGUGUUAUAAACAUCUACACACGCCAGUAUGAGGAAGCCAGGAAAGCGAGACAUGGCCAGUCCGAGCGGCCGAAGUCCCGGACCCCCUCCCCCCGUGUCACAGACCCCUACAGAAACCCCUCCCCACAACCUGACGACUACGAAGAAGACUUCACUAGCUCCGCGACCUCACGACCUCAACAUGGCAGCAGGGGGUCGGGUUACAGGGAUGACAUCACAGGGAACCAACAUGGCAGUAGGGGCUCGAGUUACAGGGAUGAUAGACUCCACCCUACAAAUGGGGUCAAAAGUCAUAGCUACGGAUCAGAGAGAGGUCAUGGGUCGUUGCCAAAGGAACCAAUUGGUAGCAGCCUCCACUCCAAGCCAAUCGAGAGAGAGGGUGCAGGAAGAUCGAGUCACUACUCAAGGUCGGCUCAAGACAAGGAUGAAGACACCUUAAACUCCUCCUUAACACUCAGUUCUGAAGACGAGCAACUGUCUCCACAGAGACAACCCUCACACAGUCAGUCUUCCAGGAGCCACACAGACCCCCCUAGAACCUCAGACCCCCCUAGAACCUCAGACCCCCCUAGAACCUCAGACCCCCCUAGAACAUCCCCCUACACCAUCGACCUCCGCUCCCGGUCUCCGAUCGACGGUGCACGAAGGAAGACCCCCUCUCCAACAGACGGCAGUGUGCAUAGGAAAACCCCCUCCCCCAUCGAGGGGGGUGCCAGGAGGGGGGUGUACUCUCCGACAGAAGGAGGCUACAGAAGAACCCCCUCCCCAGUAGAGGGCAGAAGAGACUACGGCACAAGUAGAUACGACAGAGACGUACCCAGAUCUUCCUUUCGGCCCCUGCCCACCUCUGGGUCCUACAGUGUGGGAUCCCGCUACUCGCCAGCGAGCCUGGGGAACCGCAUGGCCGCCGAGCUGAACUAUCUGGAGUCCGUGGAGGAGUCGGUCCGGCAGCUGGGCGAUGUGGAACGUACGCGGGGCGUUGGCAUGGCGCAACAGGAGUCCGUCUCACUCGCACAGAUUCUCAAGGCCCGACAGCAGCAGCACGAGCGUGAGAUGGCCGAGCUGACCAUGAAGGCGCGACAGGAGGCCGUGGAGGCCAGUCGCCAGCUCGAGGAUGCGCGCCGGAAAGCCGCCAGCACUGCGGCCGAGGCGGCCCAGGCCAUCGCGCAUGUACGCAACGAGGCUUCGUCAUCAAUUAAUGACUCGGCGCGGAAACUCAUGGAGACGCAAGCGGAAGCUACGAGGGCCACGGCAGAGGCUGCCAAGCAACUGGCAGAGGCCAAGACUGCUUCUCUAGAGCAGACCUCAGCCAUGCAGGCUCACGAUGCUGGCAGGCUGGCCACCGAGACAGCAACAGCCGCAGCAACAGCAGCUGUCACCGCAGCCAUGGAACAGCAGAACAGACAACAGGAACAGCUGCUGAAAACCCUGCAGCAGGGCAGCCAGGCUUACAGAUCCCGAGAUCGCGGCCGGCCAGACACCAGAAGCUCCUACAGCAGCAGUUACACCACCACAGACUACGACAGGUCUGAGACGUCGCCUGCCAAGACGUCCCUCUCCAAGUCCCCCCCUUCUGUACAGGAGAAGCCACCGGCCAAGACACGACCAAGGUCCCCGCCCAAGUCUGAGGGGCACACAGACAGCAUCAGCGAGGACAUCCCCACGGUCAGCGAGCAAUCCCAGAAGGCCGCAGCCCGCAGAGGGAACGAUUCGCAGUCUUCCAUCGGCGAGGAGCUUCCCUCGGGCGCUGCCGACGUUUCCAAGGAUGAGAGCAUCGCUGAGGAGAUUCCCGAAGACAAAGUGUCCGUGUCCGGUAGUGAGUACAGCUACUCCAUGAAGUUUGACGAGUCCCUAACAGAGUCUGAGAUGGAGGAAAUGUCCUUUAAGAUGCUGCUCCCGUCCGAGAGUCACCGCAGACGCAGCAUCGGCGGGAAGAAGACGAAGACACCAGAGGCGAGCCCACGGGACCAGUCUGACGCUGCGUCUUACUCUUCAGACGAGCUUCACUCAACUGUCGGGUCAGGAAAGUUCACGUUUGAAGGGGUGAGCACGCCCUUCUCAGCAGAGGACUCGUUCAGCCACUUCAUGUCAGACAUGGUGCAGCAGUACAUGCAUGAGGAGGAGGUCAGGGCAAGGCACCAGGCAUCCCUGCUACGGCUGAGAGAAAAGGCUCUGAAGGAGAAGACCAAGGCAGAGCUGGACUGGCUCGAGCACCAGAAGAAGCGACUGAGAGACAAGGGUGCGGAUGACAGCAUGCCACCCAUCAGGAAGAGACAGCGAGGACUGAUGCUGAGAUUACAGACUGAGCAGGCAGAGAUCAAGCGUCUCCGUGAGGCGAACAAGGCUGCGAGCCGUGAGCGACAGCUGCUCUUCAUGCAGCAGCAGGAAAUCAUGAAGAUGAGACAAAGCACGGCUGCCAUCCGGGACAAGAUCAGGAGCAGGAAAAAGGACACAGGAGCCUCAGACGAGGAGAUCCCUGAGGAGUUGUCGGAUAAGGUCUCACCUGCGGACAGGGGCGCCGCGGCCGCACCUGGAGACGUCUCAGGAGACACCCCGAGAGACAGGAAGGACUCCGUCUCAGACGCUGAGGCCAAGAUGCUGGAGAAACUCAAGAAGAUGCACGACCCAAAGGACGAAAGGUACCUGACGACCCGCGAGCAGAAGCUGCAGCACCGUAAGAAGAACGCGGAGGACCUGUUGGCAUGGAAACAGCAGCUGGAUGCGGAGGAGAAGAAGGUCCGCUCGCUGGAGAGGCAGGCGCUGUCCGUCUGGGGGGAGGACGUCAAGGGGGGCAAAGACAAGUCAGCCGCGACGCCCCAGCCCAAAGUCCCAGCCUCUCCGGACAGCGUGGUCACCGAGAGUGCCAAGACCGCAGACGACUCCUCCGCCAAGAAGCACCGCCGUUCCCAUAGCAACCAGAGCGAGAGCUCCAUCGCCGAGGAGAUCGGGAGUCGCUCCAGCUCCAUUCCGGAGGAAAUCGGGACGGAAUCCAAUGGAGACAAACCAAGACCCCACGAUGUGUCCAGCGAUGACACAGGACAGAACAGUUCCAUAGGGGAGGAAUACUCCAACUCCUUUGAGUCUCCUGACACCGCCAGGACAGCCAGCAAGGGGCCCGUCCUCACUCCGCCCCCACCCAAACUGGACCUGGGUAGGGGCGCGGGGGUUCGGACACGGGAGAGUCUCGUCUCGCCGCGCUCGCAGAAGGUUCCCGGGAAAAGGCGGGAGUCGGAGAGCGGGUCCGAGGGAGAAUCCAACCCACACACGCCAUCCGAGACAGCUUCAGACCAGAGCGACAUCGAGGGACGGAUCCGAGCGCUGAACCAGGAACUCAAGCAGCGGAAGAUGGUGGCAGAGCGUCUUAAGAAGGAGGCGAAACGACGGACACGGGAGAAGCUGAAAGCGCGGGAGGAAGCCUUGAGGAAACAGCUGGAGUCACACGUGCACCACUGUACCCCCGAGACCCAUGAAAUCAGUGAAUGGGCCAUGUGGGACUGUGGGCCAGCUGAGCUUGUAAAGGAAGAGACCCUACACAAUAGGAAACCUGCCUUUGUCUUUCUUUUCUCACACUUCCUUGUAAGCCUGUGGGCUUAUGACAUGUUCAUUAAGAAGACGACAGAGGAUCUCGAGCGUGAGCAGAGAGAAGUUGAGAACGUUGUCAAGCCACAGAUCAAGCAGACACGCCCGGCGACGGAGUCGCCACGGAGACUGAAGACUCCACCCGACAUCAGCCCCCGCAGCCAAUCAGAUCUCACCAGGUGGAAGCAGCGCAGCGAAUCGGAGAGCAGCCGGUCGAGCAAGUCGAGUUUCGAGGAGGAGUCUGCACAGAAGGACCACACUGACUCCAUCAUGCCCACGCCGGCGAGCGUACAGCCGACACCCCGGUCCCCGGCAGAAGAGAAGAGAAUCAUCAGCCCCCUGCCCUCCCCCACCCGCCCUGAGAAGCUGGAAGACACCCGCCCCAGGAGACUUGAGGGGAUCCACCUGGAGCUCAGCAAACUGGAGCCUGCGGAGAAAUCCCCUCGCGACACCAGGUCCACGGCAUCCUCCAUCGCUGAGGAGAUUCCCACCGAGCCCAGCUCUGCGCGGACGGCAAGAUCGGAAGGUUCAGAGCUGUCCCCGCGGGUGAAACACGUCGAGUCUCCGAAGCUCGCGAAAGAGCAGGAGGAAAAGGCGCGGCGAAUGCAACAGCAACAACAUCAAGUGGCAAAGAAGCCUGUCGUCGAAGAGGAACCGGAAAGCGAUUCUUCGCAGAAGAGCGACCGAUCGUACACAUCCUACUCCACAGCGUCACGUAAUUCUCAGAGAACACGGACAGUAAGCGAAAAGUCGGAUCAGAGCUACAGCGAUGAUUUCGAGGGUUCGCAGCGGAGCUACCGUAGCCGGUCCGACCGGAGCCCAAGUGUCACCAGCGAGGAGGAAAUCAGCGAACACUUCAGCCAGAAGAGCAGCCAAUCAGGACGCAGCACCGCCAGUUCCCAGUCCCGCCAUGAACUCUUCAUCGACCUGAAGGGCGAGGUGGGUCCCGCCACACCCAGCAAAACCACGGAAACGGCAGACAGCGACGAGGAAAGGACUCCGGUCGCAUCGCCGGCGGAAACCCCCACGCCUCGCGAUCGUCGCGCCGAGAUUGACACCAGUACGCCAAUCAUCGUAGACCCGUUGGCAGAGUACCGACUCGGGGAUAAUGUCAUCGUGGAUGGGGACAAAGCAGGAGUACUGCGCUUCAAGGGCCCCACGUCGUUUGCACCGGGCAUGUGGGCCGGGGUGGAGCUACGGAAAGCGAUAGGAGACAACGACGGUUCCCGAGACGGGAUGAGGUAUUUCUCGUGCGAGCCGGACCGCGGUGUGUUCGUCACAGCAGAGAACCUGAGGCCUGCUCUGGAGGAGUACACUUCGGAGCGAGAGGAGUCAGUGGCAGAGGAGAUCCCAGAGGCGACGGAACGCACCGACUCUGAUGCGGACACACCCCGGCUGAAGCUCGACUUCGCAGAAAGCGAGAAAGACAUCACUCCAAGGAGAGAAAGGACUUACUCAGACGACUUUGAGACCCCAAGGUCGAUCCCAGAAUCCCGGGAGAAGUCUCAGAAGGAUGAGGAGGCGGAUUUGGAGCAGAUCUCUCUCCACAGCAGCGACAGCGAGCUGGAGAAAGCCAUCAGUUCUGCGGCAGCCGCUGUCGAGUCAUUCGCGCUGGAAACUCCGGAAGACUCUCCCCGGGGCGCCAAGGAUCUCGCGGACACUCCUCGAGACGCCUCAGACCUACCAAAAGACUCCUCGGAAGAAAAGAAAGACAAGCUCGUUGAGGACAUCACGGACAACCUUGCCUCGAUGGUUCUCCAAGACUCGCUGUCCUGCAUCACGAACCUUGCGGAAAGUCGGCAGGCGGAAGCUGAGGAGUUGAACGACAAGACUCCGACGUCCUCCCCACGGGAGAAGCCCCACACUCCUCUCCUGGACCUGCUCCUGAGAGAACAUGAGAUCCAGCAGAGACGGGCGGAGCAGCCGCCUCCCUCCGCUCCGGAGACCAGCCCCGAGGUCACACCCAGGCAGCAGGCGGAGAAGUUCUCGGAGUCGCUCGUCUCAGGUCUCUUCACAGAUGCCAUCUCAGAGAUUCUCAAGAUCAGGAAACAGAAACUAGGGACUUCUUCCAGUGGACGUCGUCUUGACGUCACAAGACCUUCUCAGGAGUUCCCCGAGACGAGAGACCAAGACGAUAGUCUUGACGAUGAGUUAAACGAACUCCAGCUCCCGAGUAGUCCCCAGGAGCCUGUCCCCAGGCCGAACUCCCCGGUUGAGCUCCACCCCCGGCCGGGGUCGCCCGUGUUCGGGGAGAAACUUGACGAGUUUCAGGCACAGCUGGAUGACAUCCUCAGCACCGACCAGACCUGGUUCGAAGAGGACGGAAUAUUUGGGCUUGGCAACAGGGGUGCCCAGAAGGGCCAGGGGGCCUCCAAAAGGCACACGUCUCCAGGUGAGACCCAGGAGCCUCAGCAGUCCGCGAGGACGUCCCUCACCAAGCUCGACCUUCAGAAGGUCACCGACGACCUGUUCUUCGCCAUCCCGCACAACAAGGAAGAGGUGCAGAGCCUGGUGAAGUCUUCCGUCCAGGUCUUCUACAACAAUCGGGAGUACGGGGACGACCUGGCGCCCAUCGCGACCCCGCGCGACCUCCUCAGCAACGACACCCCCGGGAAGGACGUGGAGAGCCUCAGCAAGCGCAGCUACAAGAAGAUCAUCUUCGACCUGAGCGGGGAGAUCUUUAAGGACAUCUACGCGGAAGACAAUGUCGAAACGCCGCCCGUUUGGAUGAAGGCGAAGAAAUCGCAGCGUAAGCACUUCCGGCGGCGGCCCCCGGGCGGGCUGGACGAACUAACCGGAGUCAUCGAACACCGCGUCUUGGUUCUCCUCGGGUUGCAGCCUUCCAGGAAGCUGCAGCACACCACCAAGUUCUUAAAGAUGGGGCGGAAGAAGAAGGAUCAGGUGGACGAGAUUCUGAUCGAGGAGCUGGCAACAGAGGAGCCCGAGUGGGUAAACUACGACGAUGAUGAACUUGCCGUGAAACUCCAGCUUAGCGACUCCAUCUUCGAGAACUUGUUGACUGAGACUGUCCAGUUGGUCAGCGAUAUUUCCUUAAGGAAGGCAGGCUCUCAUGCAAAUCUUUGAGAAGAUUCUCUCCACAAUGACGUUUUUGAAGUAACCUUAACUACUCUCCAGGCAAAUGUCAGGGUAAAUAGCUGGAAAACUUCAGCUCAGCGACCCCAUCUUUGAGAACUUGUUGACUGAAACGGUCCAGUUGGUCAGCGAUAUUUCUUUAAGGAAAGCGGGGUCUCAUGCAAAUCUUUGAGAAGGAACUCUCCAUGACGUUUUCGAAGUUACCUACUACUCUCCAGGCAAAUGUCAGGGUAAAUAGCUGGAAAACUCCAGGUCAGUGACUCCAUCUUCGAGAACUUGUUGACUGAAACGGUCCAGUUGGUCAGCGAUAUUUCUUUAAGGAAAGCAGGCUCUCAUGCAAAUCUUUGAGAAGGAACUCUCCAUGACGUUUUUGAAGUUACCUACUACUCUCCAGGCAAAUGUCAGGGUAGAUAGCUGGAAAACUUCAGCUCAGCGACUCCAUCUUUGAGAACUUGUUGACUGAAACGGUCCAGUUGGUGAGCGAUAUUUCUUUAAGGAAGGCAGGCUCUCAUGCAAAUCUUUGAGAAGGAACUCUCCAUGAUGUUUUCGAAGUUACCUACUACUCUCCUGGCAAAUGUCAGGGUAGAUAGCUGGAAAACUUCAGCUCAGCGACUCCAUCUUUGAGAACUUGUUGACUGAAACAGUCCAGUUGGUGAGCGAUAUUUCCUUAAGGAAGGCGGGGUCUCAUGCAAAUCUUUGAGAAGAUUCUCUCCACAAUGACGUUUUUGAAGUAACCUUAACUACCCUCCAGGCAAAUGUCAAGGUGAAGAAAUAAUGUAAAGAUGUCUCGACAACUACAGUCCAGUUGGUGAGCGACAUCUCCCAAAGGAAGGCGGGCUGGCAUGCAAAUCUUUGAGAAGAUUCUCUUCUCCAUGAGGUAAAAAAAGAUUUGGAAGUACCUCCUCUCCAGACAAAUGUCCAGGUGAAGUAUUGUAAUGAUGUCUUGAAAGCUACAGGAGAGAUACAAGUCUUUCACCCAGAUCACAGCAACUUUGUGCUUUCUAUUCUUUCUAUUCUUCGAGUUUUGGUAAAGCUAUAAUUACUUUGCUCUUUUGGUAUCAGACAUGAAAAUAGAGACGAUAGACUAAAUGAAAGUAUUACACAAGUUGUUGUCAAGAUUUGUACCAUCAAGACGAUUUCUUUUUUUGAUUUGAGUAAGGUUGAAGAUUUUUGUCCAUUGUUCUACAUGUACUGUGAGCUACUGUAAGUGUAAUGUAUGAAGCUAGAUAUUACAUGCUUGAUUUGAUAGUGUGGAAAAACUUAACUUUGCAGCAAGGCAGACUAGUAGCUUCGGUGUGCCCUACUCUUUAAAAAAUCUUUUUGUGGCAUGGUUGAGGCAGUUUCUUAAAUCCCUCGCCUGUUUCUUGUGGAUGCAUAUCUGAGCAUAUGGUGUCAUAUCUAUAGAUAGACUUGUGUAUUUCUUGAAGAUCAAAAGUUCCAUCCUGAAAGUGGAAGAGCUUUGCUUAAUUGUCAAAGCGUCUUUUCCCAGGUCAACCGGAAGUUGAUAUAGGUACAUAUAUUUUUCCUGUAAAUACGAAAUGUGCAGAGGUUUGUAUGAUAAGGUUUUUGUCAGCUACGGGACCAACCAUUGUGAGCAAUGAUACUGUAAAUACAGCAUCUCUUACUGAACAUUGUGCAUAACGUCUGUGGAAAAUGUACAUCUAAAGUGUUGUUAAGGCAAAGUUAUUAAGGUUUUUUGUGGUUCCCAGAUUUAGUUUAUCAUCCUUUUGCUUUCUCUUUUUCUUGUUCUCUAUUUUUCUUGGAAUGGACAAUUAUUUCCCCAUCAUUAUUUGAAUCAUGGUGAAGGAAUAGACCAGUCUCAUUUUUGUAUACUUUUAGAUAUUAGUGUGAAUCACUGUUGUCUUUUAUGUGGUACACAUGAAAAGUAACACAAACUUUAUUUGACUGAUAACAUUCUGGAAUUAUCAGUUUUCGCAAUGUUAUGAGCAAAAUUUUUAUUCUAUGGCAAUCGGUGUGAGAUACAUGUACAUGAAUGACAGAAAGGGUUGCAGAUAGUGUGUAUUAUUGAAAGGCAGCUUUAGGUUGUUUUGAUUGUUGCUUUCAACCUGCUUUUGAGUACUUGACCUACAGUGAAAAGUUUAGGUGUGUUUUUGGUUGGUCCUACGUUAUAACUGUGGAAGAGUUGUAGUACUUUGAUGAAAUGUUUAGGUAAAAACGCUCUGUGGUUUGUCGCGCAAGAAAAAUGUAUAAUUUUUCUGACGAAGAAAAUGUGAGAUUUUUGUACAGAUUUUAUGAAAGUAUGGAAUACGUUGUGAACUGGAAUAAAAUUGUGUACAUAGUGUUAUGUA
Messenger RNA from Branchiostoma floridae (Florida lancelet), 9314 nucleotides. RefSeq names its product centrosome-associated protein 350-like. The coding region runs from base 1234 to 6996 and encodes 1920 amino acids. The transcript is spliced from 33 exons. Gene Ontology annotation, biological process: microtubule anchoring. Gene Ontology annotation, cellular component: centrosome. NCBI's taxonomy places the organism in Eukaryota, Metazoa, Chordata, Leptocardii, Amphioxiformes, Branchiostomatidae. The record is from RefSeq and is a predicted model, not a curated record. Gene Ontology annotation, molecular function: microtubule binding.